AUGAAGAGCCUACUUUUCCUGGUGCUGAUUCCUUUCUGUUGGGCUGAUCAUACUGCUGCCAACUUUACUCUGGAGCAUGACAGAAUUAUCCAUAUCCACGAAAAUGGACCUCACCUCCUUGUGAAAGCAGAACAAACUAAAGUCUUCUCACGCCGGGGUGGCAAUAUUACACUGCCAUGUAAAUUUUACCGUGACUACGUAUCAUCUGACUCAGGAGCCCACAAAAUUCGGGUCAAGUGGACCAAACUCACCUCAGAUUACCUCAAAGAAGUGGAUGUCUAUGUAGAAAUGGGAUACCACAGAAAGAGCUAUGGCAAUUACCAAGGAAGAGUCUUCCUAAGGAAAAGCUCUGAAAAUGAUGCAACUCUUGUGAUCACCAAUAUAAUGCUGGAGGAUUAUGGGAAAUACAAAUGUGAAGUGAUUGAAGGUUUAGAAGAUGACACAGCUGUUGUAUCUCUAGAAUUAGAAGGCAUUGUCUUUCCUUACUUUCCACGACUGGGUCGCUACAACUUAAACUUCUAUGAUGCACAGCAAGCCUGCCUGGACCAGGAUGCGGUUAUAGCUUCAUUUGACCAGCUGUAUGAAGCAUGGAGAUCAGGUCUAGACUGGUGCAAUGCAGGCUGGCUCAGUGAUGGGUCUGUCCAAUAUCCCAUCACAAAACCCAGGGAGCCUUGUGGUGGGAAGAACAUGGUGCCUGGAGUCCGGAAUUAUGGCUUCUCAAAUAAAGAUCAAAGCAGAUACGAUGUCUUCUGUUUUACAUCCCAUUUUAAUGGCCGUUUUUAUUAUCUAAUACACCCAACCAAGCUGACCUAUGAUGAAGCAGUGCAAGCCUGCCUUAAAGAUGGUGCACAGAUUGCUAAAGUAGGCCAAAUAUUUGCAGCCUGGAAACUCCUGGGAUACGACCGCUGUGAUGCUGGCUGGCUGGCUGAUGGCAGUGUCCGGUACCCCAUCUCCAAGCCAAGGAAACGCUGUAGUCCUAAUGAAGCAGCUGUACGCUUCGUGGGCUUUCCAGAUAAAAAGCACAAGCUCUAUGGUGUCUACUGCUUCAGGUCAUACCAGUGA
Messenger RNA from Varanus komodoensis (Komodo dragon), 1062 nucleotides. RefSeq names its product hyaluronan and proteoglycan link protein 1 (gene HAPLN1). NCBI's taxonomy places the organism in Eukaryota, Metazoa, Chordata, Lepidosauria, Squamata, Varanidae. The record is from RefSeq and is a predicted model, not a curated record. The coding region runs from base 1 to 1062 and encodes 353 amino acids. The transcript is spliced from 4 exons. Gene Ontology annotation, biological process: cell adhesion. Gene Ontology annotation, molecular function: hyaluronic acid binding.